CUUGACUUCUCGCGUCAUUGGCUUCGAAGAAGGAGAAAGAGGAGGAGUAAGAGUCGAAAAAAGGUUAUUUCGCGCUGUUUCACCCAUUUUUGCUCCCCUUUUUACCUCCUUUUUAUUACAGACAAUCCAUGAAUAUCUUGCGCCAGGUGCACACGUUCUUCCGAGCUGGUCCUGAUCUAGGCAUCAGAAGCAUGGCGCUGUACGAGCCAACCGUUGCCACAAAGAAGGCUACCUUCGGGAUGUCAUGAUUUUGGUUCCCGGAGGCCAUGUUCGGCUGUGUCCCCGGGGUCAUCCGAACCCGAGUGGGCUAUGCCGGCGGGUCAAAGGUUAACCCAACCUACCACAGUUUGGGUGACCACACAGAAACUGUGGAUGUCGAUUAUGACCCCUCGCAGACAGACUACCCAAAGCUGCUGCAAGUCUUCUGGAAGAACCACAACCCAACUUCCAAAUGCUCUCGGCAGUAUAUGUCUGCCAUUUUCUACCAUGACGGGGAGCAGAAACGUCUAGCUGAGGAAACCAUGAAGGAGGAACAGAAGAAUCAUGGGAAGCCCAUUGCAACCACCAUUGCCCCCAUGAAAGAGUUCUACAUUGCUGAAGACUACCAUCAGAAGUACAUUCUCCAGCAACAUGCCCCAGUAAUCAACAGCCUGGACAUUGACCCCGGAGAUGAGCUCAUCUCGUGCCAUGUUGCAGCUCGCAUCAACGGAUACUUGGGUGGUUAUGGAUCAGUUCCAAUGUUUGAGAGGGAGUGGAGUAGGUGGGGAAUAACAGAGAAGACAGCAGAUUACAUCCGUAAGCAGAUCAUCUCUUCCUUUCGUGGCAAAUGCUAAACUCUGAUGCCUUCCUUUGAAUUGUAGGGAAUCAAGAAAGCAACUUAUUUAGGGUAUUAGUUAUUCAGAUGGUGUAGGAAGGAAUAUGUAAUUUUAUGUUUGUUACUCUCCCCCCAUUUCCCAGAUUGAUGAUUUAUAUUGAAAAAGAGUGCUCUCCAUGUCUUUUUUUUUAACGCAGUUUCCUUUUACCUAUAUUUACCCUGCCAAGUAUCAGGUACUUCAUUGAUGUGAUUUGAGCCAAAUCCGAGAUUUGUAAAAGAAUGGGAUUCUUUUUAAAUAGAAAGGGGAUAGUUCAUUUGUAUGAUUGCAAUCAUGAUAAUUUCUUGUCAGAUUCAAGAUAUCAGUUAUCUGGUUUUUUAUUUUUAUUUUUUCCAGUGUUAUAUUUCUCUCAUACAGCCAGAAAGGCUAUUUCCUAUCAUGCAGUAUUCAUGCUAACCUCACCGUCCAGUUUAGCUGCAGUUGUAGACUUCUGCAGCAGAUUAUUACAAAGCUUCCCUGUGCAUGCAUUAUAUGGUGUUAAUUUUUGAUAUUUGUAAACUCAGGAUCAGGAAGAAUGUUUCAUGCCUUAAUGAGCUAACUCAUUAGAGAUAAGGCAUUUCCAUUCUAACCCCACUCCACUCAUACUCACUGCAGUGUAUGGUAUAGUAUGUUUUAUGUUGUUACACAGCAAUGCUUUUGUGAAUCCGAAUGAAGUUUAUUGUACUUGUGAAGAAUGAUGUGGUUUGCUUACAAUUGGUCACAUAGUCAGGAAAGAAUUUAAUGUGUAUAUAGUUAGCUUCAGGAAUGGGGUAUUUGUACUCUUGUUGGAUUUGAGAUCUAAAUGCAUCAUAAUGCAUGGUAAUGGUAAAUGCAGUGCCCAGUAACAAUGCAUUUAAUUGUACUUACUUUGAGUAUUUUGAUAAUCAUAAUCUAAUACUCAGUGAAUGAUGUUGAUUAUGGUAAGUUUCUUUUUUCUGUAUGUCAUUUUCAUUAUGUAUUCAUGUUGAAAAUUGAUAGUUUCUCUUUGACACAGGAAACACGAUGGGUUGAUUAAUCAAACCCAUGAAAUUAAUGAGAAUUGGAUAUGUUGCACUUAUCAAGUUGCAUGGAAAUCAAAUUUAUUUUUUAGUAAGUAAUCCAGGCGAGACAGUUAUUAUGGUUUUUAAUAAUAAUAAUAUUUUUUAAGGUGCCAAUGAUAAAGUAUAUUUAGUAUAUGCAUUUUUGUAAGUGACAUGUACACAUAUAUAAACUUUUUGGUGCCUUUCUUUGUAAGACAUUUAUUUACUUUGACCAUACAUGGUAAUGUUCCCAAGGGUCUGCGCAAUUCAAGCAGAUAAAUGAAAGAAUUAAUGUCAGAAUUUCAUCUCCUCACCAGCCUGUUACUCUAGGCCAGAUUGCACCAUAUCAAAUGCAAUAGAAUUUUGUGUGUGCUUUUGGUGUCAUGUUGAAUCAAUGGUAAUGUUAGAUAGGCUCCUCUCCUGUGGUCUACUGUUUUUAGUUUUCAACAUAUUUACCAAGUUUUGUUUCUCUGUGUUGAUUCCCAUGUUAUUUUAUGGUUGUAGAAAAAUAUUUAGAAUAUUGUUUGUACAAAUCUUCAGUUCACUAUAUGAUCCAAGAAAUAUUACAUGAUUUGAAGACUGAGAAACAAGAGGCCUUGGGUGGUUGCGCUCCCGUGUGUACCUAUUUUUCUCGACAUGAGGACCAUCAGCACAGCAGUCCACUACCUCCCCUGUCAAAUUAUUGCAAUAGUGCCAGAACAACUUAUCCAAGCCGAGAGUAAAGGGCUAAAGUAGGGGAUUUCUGCACAAAUAGAUGAUAUUAGCAAAUCUAGAAUAUCUCAUUUUCAAAGACAAAUAUGUACAUGAAAGGAGAGGCAUCAGUACAACUCAUUUUAUUUACAUUUUUGUGGGUAAUGUAUAACUACACUCGAUGAGCAUUUCUCAAGUCUCAAGAUGUUGCAACAACUAAUGCCUUAGUCUCUGCUGCCUUAAAAGUGUCUCAAGUUUAAACUAUGACGAAUCAAUUUUGAGUUUAAGGCUGAUUUAUGAUCAGAUUUUUUAAGUUCACUGGCUUUAGUUGUAAUUUUGUAAUUGCAUGAUUAUUCUAAAACAGAUCUUAGUAUCAGUGUGCUGUUGUAUGUACGAAUUAUUGAUUAUUGUGUAUUGUAUUGAUAAUUGAAUAUGUCUGAGUAAGUGCAUGGUUAGCAAAGUAUUUUUGUGAAUGAAUACUCUCUUUUUCUCUGUAUGCCUUUGGAUUUUUUUUCUCAAGAUUCCUUUGUAUUGAAUUGAUUAUAAGAGUUUUUUAUAUAUUCUGGACACCAUUGUUAAUUCAAGACUCUAAAUAAGAUGUAUUUCUCUUUGCAAUAUGGUACUUUAGCAUCAGACUGUAGUGAUCCCUUACUUUUUAAAGAGGAACUUUUAAUAAAGAGACAACCUUCAUAAUGAGAUGCAACAGUGCAUGAAAGUCCGUCAUCUGAUGCAGCUUCCAUUGAAACAUGAAACUCAUGAAUCAAAGCAGUUCCUGCUGUUUGUGGGUGGAAGAAAUCAUAGAGGUGGAAUAGGCAUCAUAUGAUGUACUGUUUUUGCAUGUUUGUUGUAUCUUUGUUCGAAACAUACAGGCCACAGUGUAUUAAAGCUUUGAAAUUUA
This is a messenger RNA of Penaeus vannamei (Pacific white shrimp), 3458 nucleotides long. RefSeq names its product methionine sulphoxide reductase A (gene MsrA). NCBI's taxonomy places the organism in Eukaryota, Metazoa, Arthropoda, Malacostraca, Decapoda, Penaeidae. The record is from RefSeq and is a predicted model, not a curated record. Gene Ontology annotation, molecular function: peptide-methionine (S)-S-oxide reductase activity.